Messenger RNA from Dromiciops gliroides (monito del monte), 2286 nucleotides. RefSeq names its product chondroadherin-like protein. Gene Ontology annotation, molecular function: protein binding. The coding region runs from base 57 to 2276 and encodes 739 amino acids. Lineage: Eukaryota; Metazoa; Chordata; Mammalia; Microbiotheria; Microbiotheriidae. Gene Ontology annotation, cellular component: plasma membrane. The transcript is spliced from 5 exons. The record is from RefSeq and is a predicted model, not a curated record.
CUCUCCUCCACCUAGGACAAGGGCGCAGGAGCCAGGAGUGUGGGUGAUGCCCCAAGAUGUGGAACUACCUGAGCCUAUUGCUGUUGUUGUCACUGCUGCAGGUCUCCUCUGAGAGGAAAGACACCAGUGGCUGCCCCAAGGCCUGUGUCUGUGAUAAUAGGAAGAGAUCCGUCUUGUGCCAGAACCGGAACCUCACCAAAGUGCCAGCUGCCAUCCCAGAGAUGACUAGGAAACUGGAUCUCCAAGGGAAUGUUUUCAAGGUGAUUCCUCCAAGGGUCUUCCAGACCCUCUCCUACCUGACCCACCUGGAUCUGCAGAACUGUCAGCUGAAGCAGAUAGAGAAAGGGACCUUCACGGGCCUGCCGUACCUGGCCCACCUCAAUCUGGCCUCCAACAACAUCUCUGUGCUGCACAAAGGGGCCCUGGACGGACUGCUCCUCCUGAGGCGCCUGGUCCUUGAGCACAACCAACUGAAGGAGAUCCAGCCGGGGACCUUCAGCCAGCUGCCCUACCUCAACCUCCUCAGCUUGGCCCACAACUCCUUGCGCCACCUGCCGGACAUGACCUUUCGGGGGCUAGUCAGCGCCUGGUGGCUCCGCCUCUCCCACAAUGCCCUCUCCGACCUGGCCCCCGAAUCCCUGGCGGCACUGCCACACCUCCGCAGGCUCAGCCUGGACCACAACAAGCUGCAGGACCUCCCCUGGGAGGCUCUGUCACACCUGUAUGGCCUGGCCCACCUGGAUCUCGGCCACAAUCCCCUCACCCACCUGGGAAAGGAGGAAGGGCUGGCCCUGCCAGAGCUGCGAUACCUGGCCCUCGAUGGUGCCUCGCUACAGACCAUAGACGUGGGGGCUUUCUCCCACUGUCCCCAACUCUAUACUGUGGACCUCAGGGACAACCAGCUGAAGACGCUGCCUUCUCUGCAGGGCCUGGACCGGCUCCAUAAGCUCAACCUGAGUGGGAAUCCAUUGCGCUGUGACUGUGCGGCCCGGCCCCUGUGGGACUGGGCCAGCAGGAACUGGGUGACGAUGGACGGACUGUGUGAAGAGCCCCGGCUUUUAAGAGGAGAAGCUUUAGAGUCACUGCGGGAAGAGGACUUGCGCUGUCAGGGACCCAGAGACGGGGAAGAAGAACAGGAGCCCACUGGGGCCCCAGGGGAGGACAAGGCUGCCAAGCCUUGCCCCUCAGCCUGCACCUGCUCCGCUCUUUCCCACCACAGUAGCUGUGAGAACAAGGGGUUAAUGCUCAUCCCCUCUGGAUUCCCCAACACCACUCAGCUCCUAGAUCUGAACUGGAACAAGUUUACUUCUGUGCCUCAGUUCUCCUUCCCAAACCUAAGCAGCCUUGUGUCCCUGCACCUCCAGCACUGCAAAAUCACUCGCCUGGCACCCGGGGCUUUGACUGGAUUAGACCAGCUGAUCUACCUCUAUCUCUCGGACAAUCAGAUCUCAGAGCUCAGCGCUGCUGCCCUGCAGGGUGUCCCCCGGCUCCGUUACCUGUACUUGGAUCGCAACUACUUCACACGGGUGCCUAGGGAUAUCCUGUGGGCUCUGCCCAGGCUGGUGCACCUUCACCUAGAGCAAAAUGCUCUCCAGCAUCUGGCACUCCGUGAUUUAGCUGCAGGAGAGAAUCUUCACUGGCUCCAUCUGAGUGGGAACAACAUCUCUGACAUCUUCCCGGGCUCAGCUCAGAACCUGGAGGGACUUUAUUUAGGCAGCAAUCGGCUGCAGGCCGUGCCCACGGCGGCUUUGGAAGGGCUGCCUGUCCUCAGGGAGCUGGAGCUGUCGGGCAAUCCCCUCGGGAUCCUGCAAGAAGGAGCCUUCAUGCCGGUGGCCAAGUCCUUGCAACACCUCUACCUAAAUAACACGGGCCUCCAGCAGAUUUCUCCUGGGGCUUUUGCUGGCCUGGAGCCUGGGCUCAGGAGCCUGUAUCUAGAGAAGAAUCAGCUGCAGACACUGCCAGCCAUGGAUGACUUUAUCCAACUGGAGGUCAUCAAUCUCAGCGAGAACCCUUUACACUGUGACUGCAAGCUGUUCCAGCUACACAGGUGGCUCGCUAGCCAGAAACUGCCUGGGGAGGCCACUUGUGAAUUCCCACCCAGUGCUCAGGGACAGAAGGUGAAGGAGGCCACUGCUAUCUUUGAGGCCUGCCUGGGGAAGAAAGUUCCGUUAACCUCCCAGCAUGAAGCUAAGAACACUCUUGGGCAAAGGAGUCAGUGGAUGCCGGCUGUGGCUGGUGGUUAUAAUGGGAGGAGCCGAUCCAGUCAUAGACCCUAGGGUCUUUGGA